This is a messenger RNA of Verticillium alfalfae VaMs.102, 942 nucleotides long. RefSeq lists its product as hypothetical. The record is from RefSeq and is a predicted model, not a curated record. Lineage: Eukaryota; Fungi; Ascomycota; Sordariomycetes; Glomerellales; Plectosphaerellaceae. The transcript has 4 exons. The coding region runs from base 1 to 942 and encodes 313 amino acids.
AUGUCUUUCAACCGAAUUGCCGUCCACGGUCACCGCGGGCUGUUCAGUGCUACGAUCGUCGCAGCGCUCAUUGCCUCCGGCGCACCCGUCACGGUCUUGUAUCGUCCCGGCUCAGAAUGUUCCAGCAUCCCGGCAGGUGUACGUACGAUCGAGGUGGAUCCCCUCGACGAGGAUGCUCUGGCUGCGGCCCUGCAGGACAUUGACGUUGUGAUUUCUCUCGUAGGGGACAAGGGCGUCAGCAACGAGUUUGGCUUUGUGAAGGCUAUCCCUCGGACCAAGGUCAAGCUGUUCGUGCCGUCCGACCUGGGUCUUCGCUAUGGCGCCGAAGGGAUGAAGAUUCCUCUCCUCAGGAUGAAAGAGGACGUCCAGGAGCGCGCCAGACAGGCGGGCAUCCCUCUGACGGUCAUCCUCAUCGCAGAUUUUGCCGAGUUCACCCUCGGGUCCAUCGUCAUGGGGAUCGACAUCAAAGGAAAUAGGCUUCUCUACACUGGCAACGCGGCCAGGGAAAAGGCCGGCAUGUGCACGGCGGACUACGUGGCCGCCGCAUACGUCUCUCUCUUCACCACCGGCCCCGUGUCGGACGUCAGCAACCGAGCCAUCGGUCUCGUCGAGCUCGCCCCCACAGGCGAAGAGAUUGCGGCGGCGCUCGAGAAGAAGCACGGCAAGGCGCCCGUGAUUUUCAACCAACCCGUCGAAAAGGCCGUGGCGGACUUCAACGCGCACCUCGCCUCGCCGUCUGAGCUCUCCUACAUCGCCCCGGCCUGGUUCUACCGGAAGCUGUGGGGCACGGGCGAGUUGACGAGCAUGCUGGGCAGCGACAUUUAUGAUGUGCCUGGGUACCGGAAGGCCACCCUGGAUGAGCUUGUUGUGGAAGGCAAGGUCAAGCCGUAUCGGGACCUGUCCAGGUUUCAGCAUUAUUUUGAAGAGGCCAUGUUCCGUUGA